AUGAAUAUCAACAACACAGUCGGACCUGAUGAAUCUACAAUAGUCGACUCUGAUACAACACGAUUAAGAAGAUUAUAUGAACAUUUUCAAAAGAAAAAAUUAAUUUGGAUUAUAGUUUUCAUAAUUUUUAUUGUUAUAAUUAUAACUAUUUCAACAAGUACUGUUUUAUCGAACAAAACGAAAAGAGAAAAAGUAGUAACAGCUGAGAUAACAACAACAAGAACAACAACAAUAACGACAAUAACGACAACGACAACAAGAAAACGAAUAACUCCUUCUGUUAUUAUUAAUAACAAUACGAAAUGGAAACAAAAUGAAUCUACUAUUGCUGGAGGAAAUGGACAAGGAAAUAAAUCAAAUCAAUUAAGUCGACCUUCUGGUUUUUAUGUUGAUGAUGAUGAUCAUAGUAUUUAUAUUGCUGACACUGGGAACCAUCGUGUUGUUAGAUGGGAAUUUGAUGCAGACGAAGGCGUAGUUGUUGCAGGUGGAAAUGAACGUGGAGAUAAAAUCGAUCAAUUGUAUGGUCCAGUAGAUGUAAUUCUGGAUAAAGAGAAGAAAUAUAUCAUCAUUUGUGAUCAGGGAAACAGACGAGUGGUAGAAUGGUCUCUUCAAGACAGGCAUGAUCAAGAAAUAUUAAUAGAUAGUAUUGCGUGCUACGGUUUAGCAUUGGAUGAUAAUGGAGAUCUUUAUAUUUCUGACUGUGAAAGACAUCAAGUCAGACGUUGGCAAGAAGAAGAUGGAGAAAUUACAAUUGUAGCAGGCGGAAAUGGACAAGGAAAUCAUUUGAAUCAACUCGACUUUCCUAUAUAUAUCUUUGUCGAUGAAUGUUAUUCAGUUUAUAUAGUGGAUUAUAGUAACAAUCGUGUAAUGAAAUGGAUGAAAAAUACGAUUGAAGGCAUUCUUAUUGCGCCAGGGGAAGUUUCUGACGAAAAUCCCAGUUCAAUGUUUGAUCCCAUAGGCGUGAUUGUUGAUCAUAUAGGUAAUGUAUAUUUGUCGAAUUAUAACACUCAUCAAAUAACACGCUGGUUGCCAGGUGCAAUAGAAGGUACUCAUAUUGUUGGUGAAAAUGAAGGUGGAAGUAUAAUCGUGCGGCUUCAAUACUCAAGCGAUUUAUCAUUUGAUCGACACGGUAAUCUUUAUGUUGUUGACACAGACAACAAUCGAAUUCAAAAAUUUGACAUCGAUCUUGACUGA
Messenger RNA from Adineta steineri, 1194 nucleotides. NCBI's taxonomy places the organism in Eukaryota, Metazoa, Rotifera, Eurotatoria, Adinetida, Adinetidae. The record is from the annotation of a GenBank genome assembly.